ACUCCGGGGCGGGCCGCGGGCUCCCCGGGACCCAGUCGGACCGAGCUGCCCAGGGGAGCGAACUCCGAGCGUCUGCGCCGCGGCCACUCCCGGGCCAGGAGCGCGAAGCCCCGUGCGAGACCCCGAGCCGAGCGCAGCCCCUUCGCGCCGCCGACCACCAUGACCCACUUCAACAAGGGCCCCUCCUACGGGCUCUCGGCCGAGGUCAAGAACAAGAUCGCGUCCAAGUAUGACCACCAGGCGGAGGAGGACCUGCGCAGCUGGAUCGAGGAGGUGACCGGCAUGAGCAUCGGCCCCAACUUCCAGCUGGGCCUGCGGGACGGCAUCAUCCUCUGCGAACUCAUAAACAAGCUGCAGCCGGGCUCCGUGAGGAAGGUCAACGAGUCCUCCUUAAACUGGCCUCAGCUGGAGAACAUCGGCAACUUCAUCAAAGCCAUCCAGGCCUACGGCAUGAAGCCCCACGACAUAUUCGAAGCCAAUGACCUUUUCGAGAAUGGAAACAUGACCCAGGUCCAGACGACGCUGGUGGCCCUGGCCGGUCUGGCCAAAACCAAGGGCUUCCACACCACCAUUGACCUCGGCGUGAAGUACGCGGAGAAGCAGACCCGGCGCUUCGACGAGGGGAAGUUAAAAGCUGGCCAGAGCGUCAUUGGUCUGCAGAUGGGGACCAACAAGUGUGCCAGCCAGGCAGGGAUGACCGCCUACGGGACGCGGAGGCACCUCUACGACCCCAAAAUGCAAACCGACAAGCCGUUCGACCAGACCACGAUCAGCCUGCAGAUGGGCACCAACAAGGGGGCCAGCCAGGCGGGGAUGCUGGCGCCCGGCACCAGGAGAGACAUCUACGACCAGAAGCUCACCUUGCAGCCCGUGGACAACUCGACCAUCUCCCUGCAGAUGGGCACCAACAAAGUCGCGUCGCAGAAAGGCAUGAGCGUGUACGGGCUCGGGCGCCAAGUGUACGACCCCAAGUACUGCGCCGCCCCCACAGAACCUGUCAUUCACAACGGGAGCCAAGGGACAGGCACCAACGGCUCGGAGAUCAGCGACAGCGACUACCAGGCCGAGUACCCGGACGAGUACCACGGCGAGUACCCGGACGACUACCCCCGCGAGUACCAGUACGGCGACCAGGGCGUCGACUACUAGUCCCAGGGAAGCCCGGUCCGUAGCCCGCCGUGUCUGUUCAUGAGAGCCACGCUAGCCUCGAGUCAUUUUAUCUUGUCCUCCUCAAACACUAUUAUGCUUGUUGUACCUGAGAUACUGCCUUACACGCACCCCCGUCCCUUCCCACCUCUGCCCUCCAUAGUUGCCUUCCUGCACCAUAACAGCCGCCCCCCACGGCCUAACCAGUAACUCGCGUGUGAAGUACGGAGGAAAACUGUGAAAGAGGACCUCUCUUGUACAGCCCAGUCUUUUUCACGACAGACCCGUGCAAUUUUACAAUCUUCUGCUGAACCUGGCAUUUCCAAACAAUAGAAAGCCCCUCCUUUUUUCUCCCCCCCUCCAGUUUAGUGUCUGGUGUCUACACGGAAGACUAAAUUCAUGCUUCUAGCUAAAGGCGGCGUCUGCCCGCUAAAGUGAAGACGCGGCAUUUUUAGGAAUCUACAUAUCGGUAUUUCUACAGUAUUGUGCGCUCAUUUUUAAAUAAAGUCAUGACCCGUGUGCACCCGUGCCCCCGUGUGUGCUCAUUCUCUCCCGUGAGCUGGCGAGGUCGUCCCCGAGUGGAGCGUCUCGAGCGGGGGCCCUUCCUGUCUGUGCCCAUGUGCCGGCAUCGCCAAGCCGUAUUGCCACUGUAUUUAUUGCUGCAUUUCUCAGCGUAAACGUACCCCAUUGUAUUUUUUAUAAAUAAAUAUUUUUUGAACAUC
Artibeus jamaicensis (Jamaican fruit-eating bat) is the source of this 1868-nucleotide messenger RNA. It is a transcript of the gene CNN3, whose product is annotated as calponin 3. The record is from RefSeq and is a predicted model, not a curated record. Gene Ontology annotation, biological process: actomyosin structure organization. Gene Ontology annotation, molecular function: actin binding. Bases 160 to 1149 code for a protein of 329 amino acids. The transcript has 7 exons. Lineage: Eukaryota; Metazoa; Chordata; Mammalia; Chiroptera; Phyllostomidae.